Molecule: messenger RNA, 3223 nt
Organism: Pungitius pungitius (ninespine stickleback)
Lineage: Eukaryota; Metazoa; Chordata; Actinopteri; Perciformes; Gasterosteidae
Gene: ky
Product: kyphoscoliosis peptidase
Exons: 7
Coding region: 178-2628 (816 amino acids)
Cellular component (GO): cytoplasm
Source: RefSeq, a predicted model, not a curated record
ACACUUUCAGACUCUCCUCCCCCCCCCCGCCAGUGUGUGUAGAUCUGAUCCGCUCGUCGGAGAGAGGAAGACUGGGGUUGUGUUCUGCCGUUGGGAUGGGGUCGACUGCAACGUCGCGUUUUGCUCCGGGACGUCACCAGGAGGUCAGAGGUCGGAGGAGGCCAUGCUUCCAGCAUAAUGUCAGCUGAAGUUGCAAUCCAGAAGUUCUCCUUCCCCUUCUCCUGUGCUGCACGCAGCCCUCAGCGACAUGAGGCGAAGGCCCCGGACCCCCGUGAGCUCCCGGAGAGCGGGACCUCACGCCAAGCGAGGCCCGUCGCCGUCAUAGGAGCUGCGGGUCAAAACGAGAAGAGGACGGAGAGGCCAAAGCCUCCGGAUGGGGGGGGCGCUCCGGCCGCCCCCCAGCGGGCCGCGGCCCCCAGGCCGGGCGCGCCCGAGAAACCGGCGGCCUCGGGGGACGAAGACCAGCGGCCGGCGGCCAAGAGGCAGCUGUCGUCCGAGAGCGCCGCCCGGACCGUCACCGCGGUGAAGAAGAGCGCCGUGAGGAAGGAGCCCAAGGCCCACCUGGGGCAGAGGGGGGGGGAGCCGCCCCCGGCAGCCGGGAGGAGGAGGAGCCGAGGGGACCUGUUCGCCAGCUCGGAGGUCUUCGCCAGGGUCGACUCUCACGUCGUCAGGGCGGGAGCAGAGCUGAAGGAAAAGUGUGUGUAUGAUGUGAAGAGCAUAGUGCAGAGCAUCACACAUGGAGCCAGAAAUGAGCUGGAGAGGCUUCGUGCCAUCUGGGUCUGGCUGUGCCACAACAUCGAGUACGAUGUAAGCGGGUACCUGGGCCACUCGGAGAAGCUGAGCUCCCCGGAGGAGGUGAUCGCCGCCGGUCGGGGGGUCUGCUGUGGCUACUCCAGCCUCUGUACGGAGAUGUGCAGGGAGGUGGGCAUUGAGUGCCAGGAGGUGCCGGGCCACAGUAAGGGCAUCGGGUACCUUCAGGGCCAGAGCCUGAAGAACGUGAAAUCCGAUCACCUGUGGAACUGUGUGCUGCUGGGAGGGCACUGGUUCCUGUUGGACGCCUGUUGGGGAGCCGGACGAGUAGAUGUGCAACGCGAAAGCUUCGUCAAAAGGUUCGACGAUUUCUAUUUCCUGACGGACCCGGUCGAGUUCAUAGAAUCGCACUUCCCCGAUGAGGAGAAGUGGCAGCUCCUGGACGCGCCCAUCCCCCUGGAAGAGUUUGAGAGGAGGGUCUUCAAGACCUCCGCCUUCUUCACGAUGGGUCUCAGGCUGAUCCAGCCUCACUACUUCCACAUCCUCACAGAUGACGGCGAGGCCAACGUGUGCCUCAGCUUCUCCAGGCCAACGACCUUCACCUACGAGAUCACACAGCACCAGGACCUCCUGCACUGCGGAGCCCCGGAGCAGAGGGAGUCCAGCGGCUCCUCCUUCGGCCUCCUGACGGUCUCCCACCGGAGCAUGAAGCUGCAGCUGCUGCCGCCCGCGAGCGGCGCGUACGACGUCAAGGUGUUCGCCCGGCCCGAAGCCGCCACCACGGCCCUGGUCUGGGUCUGCUCCUUCACGGUGGAGUGUCCGAUCCCCAGGGCCAUGGAGGAGAUCCCGGAGAACCCCUUCCUGUCUUGGGGCCUGCAGCCGGCUGCCGGGUGCCUGGGAGUCGCGGGCAGCAGCCGCGGCAGCGAGGCCGCCGAGGCGGAGGAGGGCGUCUUCCAGUUGGCGCUGAAGACGUCCAGGCCGCUGAUGAUGCUGUGCGAGCUGGUCCACCCGGGGUUGGAGGCCGCCGUGGCCAAGCGCUGCCUGGCGACCCAGAUCCAGCCGGACGCCCUGGCGUGCCACGUCCUGUGCCCGGCGCGCGGCUUCUACCGGCUCUCGGUGUUUGUGCGGGACUACGAGAGAACGGAGGCCAAGUUCCAGAACGCCGGGAACUUCCUGCUGCACUGCAAAGGGAAGGUGGUGGGGCCGGACCAGCUGUAUCCUCCGAACCUGGGCUCGGCGUGCGGGCCGGGCACCCGCACGCUGGAGGCGGGGCUGUCCAAGUUCAGCCACGCGACGGCGCUGGUGAGCACCCAGCAGGGAAAGUGCAACGUCACCUUCCACAACCAGCGGGACCUGGAGCUCCACGCGGUGCUCGGCCGAGAGGAGGACAGGCCGGCGGCCUUCCCGCUGUCACGGCAACUCUUCUGCACGUACACGGACAGCAAGGUGACGGUGAGCGUCAGCCUGCCGGACGCCGGCGUGUACCGGCUGGGCCUGUACGCCAGGGUCACCCCCGGCGGAGACUUCAGCCCCAUGUGCGACUUUGUCCUGAGGAACAGCUGCGAUCGGCCGGGGCCGCCGUUCCCCGCCGUCUUCUCCGCCUGGAGGAGAGGCUGCGUGCUCUUCGAGCCCCGCGUGGGCGUCCUGGAGCGCCUCGCCCGGGUCCGCUUCAGGGUGAGGGUCCCCGGGGCCCAGAGGGUGAGCGUGAUGGGAGAGACGCGGACCGACCUGAAACUGAACAAGAGCAGAGUCUGGGAGGGCGAGGUCUUCAGCGGCAGCGGCCUCCAGCCUCUCAAACUGGCCGCCGCCUCGGGGGAGUCCGGUGACAUGGCGGUGCUGUUGACCUUUGACAUCGAGCAGCUGGGGGGAGACCUCUAGAUGGAUGCUUCUCUGAACAGUAGUGACACGGACUGAUGUUAGUCACACCCACGUAGGAAGCAUUCGCUCAGGUCAGAAGGAGGCAGGGAAUAUAUUUGUAGCAAUGAAGUGAUAGAAAUAUACAAUAUCAAACUUACCUGCCUAUUGUUUGGGAUUGUUUUUUAUUUUUAAAGCUGUUAUUUGAUCCAGAAAUUGUUCAGUGGAGACAACGGUGCUCAGCUGUGAUGUCAUACAGAUCAACAGCGCCUUAUAAGCGAGAAGCGUGAAAUAAAAAUGUACUGUGAGAACAAUAUCUGAAUCUGUGUAUCUUUCUCACACGUCUUUUAUAUGGAGGCCUGUCCAUUAUAUUAAAACAUUAGUUUUCAGUAAGUAGAAAAAACAAUAUCCAUAAGUUCUAUCAAAUAAAAAAUAGCUUGAUUUCAGACCAAGGUUUUAACAGUUUUGAAUCCUUUUACUUUAAAUAUAGUUUUACUUGUUCAGUUAGUGUGCUUGUUAGUUGUAAGUUUAGUUUCAUUUUGUCAGAAGGGCUUGUGUUUAUUAUUGUUAGGACCAGUUAUAAAUUUAAAUAUAUUUAAAGAAUGUAUAGGAAUACAGU